Molecule: messenger RNA, 1645 nt
Organism: Caenorhabditis sp. 36 PRJEB53466
Lineage: Eukaryota; Metazoa; Nematoda; Chromadorea; Rhabditida; Rhabditidae
Source: the annotation of a GenBank genome assembly
AUGAACCAACCCGGGUGCUCAAGUAGUCAUUAUGAGAUUGUCAAUUUGCCAGAGGUGAGCACGCACUACGAAGCCCUAUCAAAAUAGUUACACAGCUUUCAGUUCCUUCCAUCACCUUCACCAACCACCUCUACCGCUAACCUAUAUUCGCAAACCAAAGACUCGUCAACACUGAUGAAGUGCACACCGAAAAUCAUCGUUCCGAAAAAGGAAACUACAGAGCGUCAACAACGUCCGACGGAGUGCUCGAUAUGUGGAAAGGAUGCAAGCGGAUACCACUACGACGUGCCCUCGUGCAAUGGCUGCAAGACCUUCUUCAGAAGAUUGUGCAUUUCCGAGAAGAAUUUUGCCUGCAAAGCAAAAGGAGAUUGCUUUGAUUUGAGAAAACGAGGUGAGGAGUAUAGGAGCGCUGCUUCUAGAUAAACCUGCAAUUCAUUACAGCUCAACCGUUGAAGUGUCGAGCUUGUCGCUACCAGAAGUGCAUAACCGCCGGGAUGAAUCCGUUGGCGAUGGAGGUGGAUGCGAUGCAGGCGACCGCCGCAAACUUCAAGACACUUACCAAACGAGUCAAGGAGGAGGAGCCGGAUGACUAUAAUUACAAUAAAGGCACUCAGGACGAUACUACUGGAGUCGUAGCUCCAAAACAAGUGAAAACAAGUCUAGACUCUCCGGAGAUCCGCAUACAGAAGCUCAUUGACAUGCUCGGAUAUCUGGAGGGCAAACUUGAAAAGUUCCGGCUAUCCGCCUACAAUCCACCCUUCAGCGAGUUUCGAGGUCUCAAAUUCCUCAUAGAAACUUCGAGCAGAAUCUGUUUGGCUGACAAGUACGGUCCGAUGCCUGGCUGGCCAUUAAAACCCGAACAACUCGGACCACCGCCGCCGAGGCCACCCCGCGUGAUUGGAGGGCACGGACCACCUCCAUACCGUCCUGACAAGUUAGUUAGCCCUCGGCUACUGUAGCUAUAUUGAGAUUGUAUUCAGAAAGCAAUGGUUCGCGUACAAUUUGAUGACGACUGUCGAGUACGCAAAAACGUUUUCGUUUUUUCACAAAUUGAGUUCAAACGACAAGCUUUGUCUCGUCAAAUAUGUGGCUCUGGCGUGCGUGAACCUGCACUGUUCCUAUUCUGCGAUCGCCAAGAACUAUGAUACUUUGAUCAAUCCGGACGGAUCUCAACCACCGUUUGGAAGGUAAGUUGCGAUUUUCUUUUCUCACAACCACUAUACACUUUCAGCGAGGCUCAUUACAAGAACAUGGUCAUGUCCGUGGCUCCUCUCAUCCGUUAUGAAGUCCAACGAGUAGAGUACCUAUUGCUGAAAGCCAUUUGUCUUUGCAACCCAGGCACGCUUCUUAGACAAUGGUUCUUUGAAAAACCUGGCCAAUUUUAGCUGUUCCCGAGCUCUCCAAGCAUGCGCAGGACAUCAUCGCCGAGGAACGGAGCAAGUAUGCGGACGCGCUUUUUGAUCAUUGUCUCAAAAAUCGGAGAAAUGGACCCGCACACUUUGCACACCUCAUCGGUAUUAUGGACGUGUUGGAAAGACAACAGCGGAUGCAAAAAGAUCUUCAUCUUCUCCACAUUGCUCCCCUUCUGGCACGUGCCUCCAAAGAUUGGCUGAUACAAGUAAUUGAAGAUGUUAUGGAUUGCUAA